Messenger RNA from Bactrocera dorsalis (oriental fruit fly), 3800 nucleotides. Its product is annotated as inositol-trisphosphate 3-kinase A. NCBI's taxonomy places the organism in Eukaryota, Metazoa, Arthropoda, Insecta, Diptera, Tephritidae. Gene Ontology annotation, molecular function: inositol tetrakisphosphate kinase activity; inositol-1,4,5-trisphosphate 3-kinase activity. Gene Ontology annotation, cellular component: nucleus; cytoplasm. The coding region runs from base 948 to 3020 and encodes 690 amino acids. Gene Ontology annotation, biological process: inositol phosphate biosynthetic process. The transcript is spliced from 6 exons. The record is from RefSeq and is a predicted model, not a curated record.
UACGUUUGCGCUACUGUCAGUUGAAUUUCUACACGCAAAGCGUUCGCGUGGUUAAAGCGGUGCAUAUCAUUGACGGUUCGGCGGUUCAUGAGCGUUUAGACAGUUAUCACACUAUCGUUACUUUCGUCUGGCGUCUGGCUGCGAGCAGGCAUUGGCAGACACGAAAUCGCGCAUAACGCAUUUUUGACAUAUCGGCAAUUGUCCGUCCGUCAAUGCCAAGGCGGACGUCGAAGAGUUGACCGAAUUUCGCUUACGUUUCCGCACAGUUUUGCUUUAAUUUCGCUUUUCUGUUUUAUUCUGUGUUAUUGUUUUCGCUGUUGUUUUAUGAAAGCUCAACGUGACCCUGUUGUGGCAUUGUCGCUUGCGCGUCGGUGAAACUUGCUAAAGUGAUCAGAAUUCCAAAAAGGAACUGCGGAGCGAAGCGCAGUCAACUACAUAAUAUUUCGAAUGAACGCGAAGUGAAAUGCGAAGGUGUAAGAGCAAAGUUGAAAAAAGUAAAAAUACUGUUGGAAAACAAAUCUGAAAUUCGUGUGAAGCGAAGAGAACGCGUCAGAAAAAGUGAAAACAAGGCUGAGCCGCGAGAAUUCCCAGAGUUUUUCCCGAUGAAAAGAAUUUGCUGAAUAAACAGUUGCAUUGAAAAUAUAAAAAUCAGCGCGGUUGAGUAAUAAAAAAUACAGCUGCGAAUUCCGUAAAUAUUUCAGAUUCCAGAACUUCAUUCAUCAUAAACGCUUCACCAGAGCAAUGCAAUAAGACAGUGUAAUAAAAUGAUUAAUACGCGAUGGACUGACAACUUGUCGUAGCUCGUUUGAAACUCGUCGUGGAGCAGAUUUUCUAAAACAAAGAAAUAGUAAUUUGUCUAAUAGUGAAAUAGAAAAAGUGAAGUGAAGUGAGAACAGCGAACGUGAAAGCGAGACAGUUUCGCCGUGCUUGUGUUUGUGUAUGUGACAAUGUCUUUGUGCGCUUAUCCGCAAGUACGCAUUUACGAAGAUUUCGAUAAAAUGAGCGCCAAAGAGGUCUACUACAACGAAGCCGGCAACAAGGUCACCGUGAAGCUGCUGCACUUCCCCGAUGUACCGCCUGAGGAAGUAGAUAAUAUGAAAUUCGAUGACGACGCCAAUUACGCCGAAGAAGCCGUCGAGGCAGUUGAAAUGGCACACACCAAUUGCAAGCAGUGUUGCAUGCAAAAGGUCGGCGCUGGUGUUAGCUCGUCUUUGGUGAAUGGCGUGCCACGCGUGAAAAGUUCCAAAUCUACUGCAGAAGAAGAUGAUGACCCUGAGGAGGAGGAAGAUAACGAUCCCGAAGAGGAUGAGGUUGAUGAGUCAGGCAGAUUAUACGACGAGACCGCUGAACGUGAGGCCGAUGAGCUGUCACGUCCUCACUCACCGGCACUACCCAUGCCUACACAUGCGCAUCCGCAUCCCGUGCAUCAGCAUAGUCACUCUGUGCCAACUAAGAAAAUCUUUCGCAAGAAAUCCACCGGCAAUCAGACGCAUGCGCGCAAAUGCAGUCUCGCCUUUGCACAGGCACACGGGCUGCCGGUCAAUGUGCCGCCCACUAUUAUGGUGCCGCCGCGCGCUCCAGCGUCAAAUGAACUCAGGGGCUGUGCGCUGCGCCGCCACCUGCAACUGCAGCGCCGUUCGCCAUCACCACAGCAAAAUCUUUGUCCCGGUUAUACGCAGUACUCCAUGUCUUUCCUGGAAGUGCCGUUGCCACGUGACUAUGGCUAUGCGUCCAGCGACGAUUUGAGCUCCGAAUGGGAUUCCGAUGUGCCAACGAUGUCAGCGAGCCGCGGACAGACGCAAACGAAAAAGCCUUCUGGUUGGCGCAAGCUACGCAACAUUGUGCAAUGGACGCCAUUUUUUCAAACCUACAAGAAACAGCGCUAUCCCUGGGUCCAACUGGCCGGUCAUCAAGGCAAUUUCAAGGCCGGUCCCGAACAGGGCACCGUCCUAAAGAAGCUCUGUCCAAAGGAGGAGGACUGCUUUCGCGUGCUCAUGAAGGACGUCCUGCGUCCCUAUGUACCGCAAUAUAAGGGGCAAGUGACCAGCGAGGAUGGUGAAUGUAAGUACAUAUACUUGCAACUGCAGGACUUGCUGAGCGAUUUCAAUCAGCCCUGUGUUAUGGACUGCAAGGUCGGCGUGCGCACUUAUCUCGAGGAAGAGCUUUCCAAGGCCAAGGAGAAGCCGAAGCUGCGCAAGGAUAUGUAUGAGAAAAUGAUACAGAUUGAUCCGGAUGCACCCAGUGAGGAGGAGCACAAGGCGAAGGGUGUGACCAAGCCACGUUACAUGGUUUGGCGCGAGACAAUCUCCAGCACAGCGACACUGGGCUUUCGCAUUGAGGGCAUUAAAAAAAGCGAUGGCACUAGCACCAAGGAUUUCAAGACCACGAAGUCCCGCCAGCAAAUCAAACAAGCCUUCCGCGAGUUCGUCAAUGGUUUUCAACAUGCUAUGCCCCGUUACAUACAUCGUCUGCAGGCGAUUCGCGCCACACUCGAAUGCUCGGACUUCUUUCAGACACACGAAGUUAUAGGCAGUUCGCUACUGUUCGUGCACGACCAUUAUCACGCCAGCGUGUGGCUAAUUGAUUUUGCCAAGACCGUCGGCUUGCCCGAAAACCAAAAAAUCGACCACAGAAGCACCUGGACGGUGGGCAACCAUGAGGACGGCUAUUUGAUUGGCAUCAAUAAUUUAAUCGACAUUUUCACCGAACUCGAUGCAGAAAUGGCCGUUGAAACUUCGCUAACGCCAUCUUCGGCCUCUUCGUCGGCUUCGUUGUCGCCGAAACGCAAUUUGAGCGAAUCGGCACUCGAGGACACAGCGUCCGGUAGCAUGAUGAGAGAAGGCGAAGUGGUGUUGGAGACGAUUAAGCCAGCAAAGGUGGCUACAGUCGCAGACACUCAGCCAACGCACAGUCCCAUCGAAGCCGGCUCAACAGCAGAGCAGCCCUCUACCAGCCUAUGCGCCGCUGCAAAAGCAACGGAGGAGAAAGAGCCGGUGGACGGCUCCCAGGAGGCGCGUUAAGCCAGCUUUCUUGAUGCUGUACGGCUUUUGCACGCAUUGCAGAUUUUGGUGAAAAGUCGAAGGCCGCUCGUUGGCUUCACGUUGACCAUUCACUAGGGCUCUCAGAACCCCGUGAAUAUGAAGGAUGAAAUAAUGAAAUAAUAGAUUUAGCUGGAAAUUGAAUUACUCGUAAGCACGCAAGACUGAACACAUAGUAAUUUAUUGAGUUACAUACAUACAUGCAUGUAUUUUAUAUGAGCCUACAUACAUACAUACAAACCUAUGUACCACUAAGUAAAUAAGCAGAAAUUACAAAAAAACUAAUUUUAAGUAACGGCUACUUGUAGCGGAAGCGAGAGAGCGGAACAAGGAUAGGCGCUAGACAACAGCACAACCGACACUGCUCAACACGAGCGCCCAGCACGAGCGCGAGCCUUGGCGAUUUCGCGACUUCGACAGUAGAUAAUUAGAGCUAUUGCACUAUUUAAGUUUAACGGUAUAUGCAACAAACACUUCAAGCGGCUUGAAGUGGCAAAAUGCGUUGCGGUAGUUAUGUAACUGUAUUAUCCUAUCCUGUUAGCAACAAAUUAAGGCGGCGCACAGCGUUCGAUCACUCAAAACGAUUAUUAUUUGUAUUUGUAUUUUAUUAUUUUCAAAUGUCACACACAUCAUUAGCCACAUCAAUACACACACACAUAUAUACAUACAUAUGUACGCACACAAUCACUGUUGUUGUGUUUAAGAAAUAACUGUAAAACUUUUUAACGAGGCAAUACUUUCAAUAAAAUGUUUGCAAAACAA